AAUCAGAAUCGUCCGCCUGCCUCAUCAAGUAACCUCUGAGUGUGUGUAUGCGUGUCAUGUUUUUACCUGUCAAAAAUGGCUCAAGCCGGUUCGAAAAAGUCCCAAUUAACCAAAAUAAAUAGUAAAACCGGAAUAAACAGUCUUAUAAUUUUCGUCGUUCUCCUCCUGGCAUGGAUCGCCGGCUUUUCGUCCCGUCUCUUCGCCGUGAUCCGUUUCGAAAGCAUAAUUCACGAAUUUGAUCCAUGGUUCAAUUACCGCGCCACGGCGUACAUGGUCAAACACGGCUUUUACAAUUUUUUGAACUGGUUUGAUGAGCGCGCCUGGUACCCCUUGGGGCGCAUCGUGGGGGGCACGGUGUACCCCGGAUUGAUGAUCACGUCAGGGAGCAUACACUACGUGUUGCAUUUAUUGAACAUCAAUGUACAUAUUAGGGAUAUUUGUGUGUUCCUGGCCCCCAUCUUCAGCGGCCUCACGGCCAUCUCGACCUACUUUCUGACCAAGGAGCUGUGGUCGGCGGGGGCCGGCCUUUUCGCGGCGUGUUUUAUUGCCAUUGUGCCUGGAUACAUCAGUCGUUCUGUUGCCGGAAGUUACGAUAAUGAAGGUAUCGCAAUUUUCGCACUUCAAUUCACUUAUUUCCUCUGGAUUAAGUCGGUGAAGACGGGGUCGGUGUUUUGGGCCGUCGCAGCGGCACUUUCGUACUUUUAUAUGGUCUCCGCAUGGGGAGGCUACGUGUUCAUCAUCAAUCUAAUCCCGCUUCAUGUGUUUGUCCUCCUUCUGAUGGGACGAUUUUCGAACCGAUUAUUUACCAGUUACACCACUUUCUACAUACUUGGGUUGAUUUGCUCCAUGCAGAUACCAUUUGUUGGGUUCCAACCCAUUCGUACCAGCGAACACAUGGCGGCUUCUGGUGUUUUUGCAUUACUUUUCGCCGUUGCGACGCUAAAAUACCUACAAACGAUGCUCUCAAAGUCUGAGUUUAAGUCGUUGGUGAUUUUUGGUGGUUUAAUAUCGGCAGGUGUUGUUUUUCUAACAGUGGUAGGACUGACCUAUGCUGGGUAUAUUGCACCAUGGAGUGGCCGGUUUUAUUCAUUGUGGGAUACUGGAUAUGCUAAAAUUCAUAUUCCAAUAAUUGCGUCGGUUUCUGAACAUCAACCGACCACUUGGUUCUCGUUUUUCUUUGAUUUGCAUAUUUUAGUUGCAACUUUUCCCGCUGGUCUGUGGUACUGUAUCAAAAAUGUGAACGACGAGAGGGUUUUCGUGAUUCUGUACGCCCUGAGUGCGGUUUAUUUCGCCGGCGUUAUGGUCCGUCUCAUGUUAACCCUAACACCUGUGGUGUGCAUUUUGAGCGGAAUAGCAUUUUCCGGUCUUUUGGAGCUAUUUUUACGCGAAGAUGACACUCCACGUAACGAAGAUAGUGACGAUGAUGAACAAUCACCUCCAAAUAAUCGUCGAUUAUAUGACAAGGCCGUUGCCGGCCGUGUGCCAAAAAUGAAACACGAGCAGAACAAAGAAUCGGACGGAAUCGGUCCAAAUAUACGUAGCAUUGUUACCGUUGUCAUAAUGUUAUUGUUGAUGUUGUUUGCGGUACAUUGUACUUGGGUCACUAGCAAUGCUUAUUCAAGCCCAAGUAUCGUCCUAGCAUCAUACGGAAGUGACGGUUCCCGUCAGAUUUUGGACGAUUUUCGCGAAGCUUACUUUUGGUUGUCGCAAAAUACAGCCGACGAAGCGAGAGUGAUGAGUUGGUGGGAUUACGGGUAUCAGAUCGCAGGAAUGGCCAAUCGGACGACGUUAGUUGACAAUAACACGUGGAACAACAGUCACAUCGCCCUGGUGGGGAAGGCAAUGUCGUCCAAUGAGAGCGCAGCUUACGAGAUCAUGACCGCCCUUGAUGUGGACUACGUCCUAGUGAUCUUCGGCGGUGUGAUUGGCUAUUCGGGCGAUGAUAUUAACAAGUUUUUGUGGAUGGUGCGGAUCGCAGAAGGCGAACAUCCCAAAGAUAUAAGAGAGAGUGAUUAUUUUACGGAACAUGGCGAGUUUAGAGUGGAUGCUGAAGGGGCGCCAACUCUGUUAAAUUCACUCAUGUAUAAGUUGAGUUAUUAUCGAUUUGGUGAAUUGAAGUUGGAUUAUCGUACACCGGCUGGGUAUGAUAGAACCAGGAACGCAAUUAUUGGUAAUAAAGAUUUCCAACUUACCUACCUGGAGGAGGCGUAUACGACUGAGCAUUGGCUCGUGAGGGUAUACAGGGUGAAGAAACCAGACGAGUUUAAUAGGCCGAGGAUUCCCGUGGCGAAUCGGGUGGUCAAAAGCCAGAAUUUCGUAUCGAAAAAGAGCACCAAACGCAAAAAGGGUACAAUUAAAAACAAGCCAGUCAUCGUGAAGGGCAAAAGACUGUCAAAACAGGCGUAAGUAGUUGUUGUUAGUUGUUUGGAACGAAGAGUUUUGUUGAUUUAGUUCUGCCAGAAAAGAAGGUUUUUCACUUGUGAUAACUGUGUAAAAUAAAGGUAAUAAAUCUUUUUGCACUGUAAAGUGUUUUGUUCGACAUUAAACAUCACUUUGUGAAA
Tribolium castaneum (red flour beetle) is the source of this 2561-nucleotide messenger RNA. RefSeq names its product Catalytic subunit 3B of the oligosaccharyltransferase complex (gene Stt3B). Gene Ontology annotation, cellular component: membrane. Gene Ontology annotation, biological process: post-translational protein modification. Gene Ontology annotation, molecular function: dolichyl-diphosphooligosaccharide-protein glycotransferase activity. The record is from RefSeq and is a predicted model, not a curated record. Bases 76 to 2406 code for a protein of 776 amino acids. NCBI's taxonomy places the organism in Eukaryota, Metazoa, Arthropoda, Insecta, Coleoptera, Tenebrionidae. The transcript has 10 exons.